CAGGAUAAAUCUGCCCUCCCCUAAAAGCCACCCAGAGCACCUAUAGGACGUGCGCUGGCAGGAGCCAGACGGAAGAUCUCCUGCGGAGCAGCGCUGGCCUCAGGGACUGCGGCGGUUGCGUGUGAGAAGCCGUCCUGCGCCAGCACCAGACCUGCUGGGACACCCCCGCCGCGGGGCAGGCGGCCAGCCCCGGCACAGCCAUGAGCCUGGAGGUCUCCAAGCCAGAGGUUAAAUCAGCCACCAGAGUGACCGGUGGACCCGCCACCCCCCGGAAGGGACCGACCAAAUUCAAGCAGAGGCAGACAAGGCAGUUCAAAAGCAAGCCCCCCAAAAAGGGGGUGCAGGGGUUUGGUGAUGACAUCCCGGGCAUGGAGGGGCUGGGAACAGACAUCACCGUCAUCUGUCCCUGGGAAGCCUUCAGCCACCUGGAGCUGCACGAGCUGGCUCAGUAUGGCAUCAUCUAGGUAGGCCGUGGCCACCGCCACCCGCCCACCCCGCAUCAUGGCGUAGGUAGAAGCCGCCCCAUCCACGCAGUGGGGCUUAGCCUGGAGAAAUGCUCAUUAAAACCCAGAACAAGCGCAAGA
This is a messenger RNA of Falco peregrinus (peregrine falcon), 584 nucleotides long. RefSeq names its product phosphodiesterase 6G (gene PDE6G). Gene Ontology annotation, cellular component: photoreceptor outer segment membrane. Gene Ontology annotation, molecular function: 3',5'-cyclic-nucleotide phosphodiesterase activity; cGMP binding. The record is from RefSeq and is a predicted model, not a curated record. The coding region runs from base 201 to 464 and encodes 87 amino acids. Gene Ontology annotation, biological process: visual perception; positive regulation of G protein-coupled receptor signaling pathway; positive regulation of epidermal growth factor receptor signaling pathway. The transcript is spliced from 4 exons. Lineage: Eukaryota; Metazoa; Chordata; Aves; Falconiformes; Falconidae.